This is a messenger RNA of Sesamum indicum (sesame), 2145 nucleotides long. The record is from RefSeq and is a predicted model, not a curated record. NCBI's taxonomy places the organism in Eukaryota, Viridiplantae, Streptophyta, Magnoliopsida, Lamiales, Pedaliaceae.
AGGAUCUCAUGCCAUCUCAUGAUACUGCUGGUUGAUGCUCUAACUGCUCCUUCACUAAUUUAAUGCAUUGUCUGUAACUUGGCAGAAUAUAAUGCCCAAUUCAACAAUUUCCUUAAAUUCUCUGUCUGUACUUGAAUACAAGCAUAGGUGUUUGAUUACAGCAAAUGGCUGUCUGAUCCUUUGGCAUAUGCAAAAACAAAGCGUAUUCCGUACUUGAAAACAAGAAGGGCCAUCAAAACACAUGGGUUUUUGAUCAGAAACCAUAUGGAAACUGAGUCAUCCAAAAUGGAAAGAACAGUACCAGCAAACUAAAGGGGUUGUUACUCAGCAGCACCUUCGUGGCCACUCUGUCAUGGACUCUAUUUCUAAUGCCAUACGCACGCGUGGUAAAGUUUCUUUAUACUAAAGCUUACACUCUCAACCCCCCACCCCACCCCAAUGUUUAUAAAUACCCUUUAAUUUUCUAACAACAUCAACUACAGUCACCCUCUGUUUUCUUUCUCUCUCUGUCUAAUUAUUUUAGGCCAAGAUCAAAGCCGUGGCAUUUGGCUUUUUCUUUCACAUCUUCCCUCUAUCAAUCGCUUUCUUCACCUCUGCUAGUGACCUUCAAGAGGUCCAAAUAGAGCCUCUUUCUGCUCACUUUGUGUUUCAUGUCCAUGUCAGGGAAGUUUUUGUUUUCUUUCUACUCCACUUUCUUUGAUUGAUCACAUUACUAGUGUAUUAUUGAAAUAAUAGUUUGAUGGCUAUGUGGGAGAGGCAGACGCAGAAACAACGGCGUAAAACACCGUCAUUUUCUUCGUCCCUCCUCGACGCCAUUUACCAUUCCAUUGAUGAACCUAGAGGCACCGACGGGCAACAAGAAGUGGACAACUGUUUCCUCCACAGAAGAAAGAAUGCUGCACAAGUUGAAGAAGAGAUCGAAAGCCUGCGACGGGCGAUCAUGGUAGAGAAAUGGAUGGAAAACUACGGCACUACCACCACUCCAAGGCACCUCUCUUCCAACUCAGGAUCAUCAACAGAUUCAAGCUUAUUUUCGUCAUCCGAAACAGACUCCUCAGCUUCAAGAUCAUCGGUUUUUCCUCUGCAGAAACCGAAAAAUGCUCAGAAACUUCCUGCAGAGAGGCCAGGAAAGAUUUUACAGCUCGAGACAACGCCAAAGCGCGAAGGCCGGUUCACGAGGACUAAAUCAAGGGCGAUGAAGAUUUAUGGAGACUUGAAGAAGGUGAAAGAGCCCAUUUCACCAGGUGGCAAAAUAGCAAACUUCUUGAACUCCAUAUUCAGUCCAAGAAACCUGAAGAAAAAUCAGGACCUGGAGGAAUGGAGCUCUGUAAGAAAGUCAAGAUCAAUGAAAGAUACAGCAACAUGUUCAUUGGCCUCAAGAUCCUGCCUGAGUAAAAACCCUUCUUCCAGAGGUAAUAAAUCUAAGAGGUCUGUCAGAUUUUGCCCUGUCAGUGUCAUUGUUAAUGAGGAUUGCCAGCCCUGUGGCCACAAGAGCAUAUAUGAUGACGAGUAUUCAGUCAGUGCAUCAGUGCCAAGUAUCGGCAGCCAGUUUAUCAAGAAAAACAUCGACAGUUUUCGACUCUACGAGGGCAAGAAUCCAAGAAAACAUGAAUUCAGGGACUUCUAUGAGAAUGAAAGUGAUGUUGAUGAUAAGAGCUGCGCCAGCUCUGAUCUCUUCGAGCUCGAAAACAUCGGUCGGGUCGGGAUCGGAGCAUAUGAAGAAGAACUUCCAGUAUAUGGAACCACAAGUCUUAAGAUGAAUCAGGCCAUUGCUAGUGGUUUGAUAAUGUAGUGCAAAUUUGACAUUUCUGAUCAUCAGUUAUGUAGACUCUGAGUGAUUAAGCAUAUCCAGCAAUAUUUCUCCUAAUGAAUUUCCUUCAUCCGUAGCAUGUUAUACAUAACAACAUGUAGAUUACAUUUGCAUUUCAACUUGAACUUUACAGACAGCAGCUACAGAAACCUGCAACUGCAACAUCAUGUCUUUGUCAUCAUCAAUGAAAAACUUAAGUUGUCGCGCUCUUUCUCACUUAAGGUUGUCACACAUUAUGAGCAAAAAACAAAAGAAAAAUUGCAUUAAAAAAAACAAAAAAAGAAAACCAAAAAGGAAACUGAAGGUCACAAUUGUAAUGAUGGCGAUGAGUCUGU